CUAACAUGUAUCUUGUUAAUUGUCAAUAAACUAAUCUUCUUUAAUAUUGGUGUGUUUUUUACACCUUUCUUGAUGUUGUUUCAUGUGCGUAAAUAAAAUUUAAAUAAAUUGUAAUUUAUGGAAACGAAAACUCCUUUGUUUUGUAAUUAACAGACUUUUGUGAACAAAAUUAUUAUAAAUAAUGGCAGCAAAUGACAAAGAAGUAACCUAACAUGUGAUUCCAUAGUCCGUUCAGUAAUGGAGGGUAGGCUACGUUUUGCGUCGCACAAAAUUUUACGUGUGUGAUCUAUGUUACUUUGAAACUCUAUACAUGGUGCAAUAAAAAGAUGUAUAAAAAAAUUCGUAUAGAGAAUCUCCUAUAAUCUAGGUUGUCUUAUUAAAUGUUGAUGCCCUUAGCGGUAAAAGAAACCAAAACCGAAAUAUGAGAUUAACCCAAGGCACCACCCAAAUGCGAUCGCAAUAUUAAAACAUGUUUCGAAGUCGAAGUUGGUUUGGAGGAGGGCUCUGGAAGCCCAAAAAUCCUCAUUCUUUGGAGCACCUUAAGUAUUUGUACAAUGUCUUAUCAAAAAAUCAGACAGUGUCUGAGAACAAUAGAGGUUUAUUGGUAGAGACUCUUCGUUCCAUAGCUGAAAUUUUAAUAUGGGGUGAUCAAAAUGAUAGCAGUGUAUUUGAUUUCUUUUUGGAAAAAAAUAUGCUUUCAUUCUUCUUACGUAUUAUGAAACAAAAAUGUGGAAGCUAUGUAUGUGUUCAACUGCUACAGACACUAAAUAUAUUGUUUGAAAAUAUACGUAAUGAGACUUCUUUAUAUUACUUGCUCAGUAAUAACCAUGUAAACAGUAUAAUAGUGCACAAAUUUGACUUCAGCGACGAAGAGGUGAUGGCAUACUACAUAAGUUUUUUAAAGACCUUAAGCUUGAAGUUAAAUGCCCACACCAUUCAUUUCUUUUAUAACGAGGUAAACGAGCACACCAAUGAUUUUCCAUUGUAUACGGAGGCAAUUAAAUUCUUUAACCACUCAGAGGGUAUGGUUCGUAUAGCAGUAAGAACCUUAACUUUAAAUGUAUAUCGUGUAGAAGAUGCCUCCAUGCUCGUUUUUAUAAGAGAUCGCACUGCAGCACCUUAUUUCAGUAAUCUUGUAUGGUUCAUUGGCAAUCACAUUAUAGAGCUUGACACCUGUGUCAGAAAUGAUGCUGAUCAUCAAAGUCAAAACAGAUUAUCGGAUUUAGUAGCUGAGCAUUUAGAUCAUUUACAUUACUUAAAUGACAUUCUCUGUUUAAAUAUAUCUGACUUGAAUAAAGUUCUGUCAGAACACUUGCUUCAUAAAUUAUUAGUUCCAUUGUACGUUUAUUCGCUUACAAAACAUAAGACUCUUUUGUGCCAAAAUCAGGAUGAGAGAAAACAUGUAAGCGUUGUAGUAGCACUAUUUCUACUUUCUCAAGUGUUUCUAAUAGUUUCCCAUGGUCCUCUUGUACAUACCUUAGCAGCAGUAAUAUUACUGUCAGACUUAGAAACAAUUCAAACAGGUGCAAGUAAAGUGCUUGAAAUGUAUGGUGAUAUUACAUCUAACAAGCCAAUUGCAUUUUCACCACCAAAAGAAAGCUUAGAAAAGUCACUAGAAAAUUUGAGUGAAUCCUUAAGUAUGUCAGAUGACCUUUGCGAGGAAGAAUAUAAUUUGGAAGAAAGAAAACUUGAUAACACGGUCAACAGGAGGAUAUCAGAAGACACUUAUCCUAGUACCUCAUUUGAUACUGCUUCAAUAGGAGAUACACCUGUAGUAAUGAGUUCAGAACAACUAGAUAUUACCAUUCCAAAUGAAGAUAUAGAAGAAAUGAAAUAUUUAAAUGUAACUGAUGAAGAAAAAGAACAAAGGCUGGCCCUAUCGAAUAAGCCAUUUUUAGAAACUAUUUUGAAUUCCUUAUUUUGCACAGAAAACGACUAUGCUGCCUUGUUUGCGUUAUGUUUGCUUUAUGCUCUAGCUAACAAUCAGGGCAUUGAUCGUAAAACUUUAGAUCCAAUUUUAUCCAAUUCACAAAACUCUACGACAAGUUUAUAUAAUGAAAUUUUAAUGGAUAGACUAAUACAUAUUAUAACAUUAAGUUGUCAAACAAAUGCGAAAGUGAGACUCGUCACACUGGAAUUGGCAAUUAAAUUAUUAACGCAAUUAGUAAUGUCGGAUGGACAAACGGUGUUAAAAGAUUCGCAUUUGGCAGCAAUCGAAGCGGCCAAAGAACAAAGUACUUCGUUAUUAAAAAAUUUUUAUAAGAGUGAAGACAUAUUUCUAGACAUGUUCGAGGAUGAAUACAGUGAAAUUCAAAAACGACCUUUAAACGUUGAGUGGUUAAUGAUGGAUAGUAACGUUUUAUUACCACCAACGGGGACGCCGAUGACGGGUAUCGAAUUUACCAAAAGAUUACCGUGCGGUGAAGUGGAGAGGGCACGCCGCGCUAUAAGAGUAUUUUUUUUAAUAAGAGAACUAUCUUUAACUCUCAGUAUGGAAGCGGAAACGCAGUUGCCUCUCACUAACCCAGCCAACUGUGUUCAAGUGGACCAUGUUCUUGAUCUAAAUAACAGUGACUUGAUCGCAUGUACGGUUGUGUGGAAAGACGGUCAAAAAAUUCGACGUUUUCUAGUCAUUCACGUUCUACAGUUAAUCAUUGUAGAACCAGACACUAGUAAACUAGGCUGGGGAGUGGCAAAAUUAGUAGGAUUUUUACAAGAUAUUGAAGUAGCAGGCGACAAAGAUGAUUCUAGGUGUCUACACUUGACGAUUUACAAACCUUUGAGUAGUACUACCGGCAACCGUGUUCCUUUGUUAUCGACAAAAUUUAUCUUUGACGAUCACAUUAGAUGUAUGGCCGCCAAGCAGAGGCUAACGAAAGGAAGGAUAAAAGCACGGCAAAAAAAGAUGAAUCAGAUUGCGAGAUUGCUUGACAUUCCAACAAGUAUGCCCCAUUCUUCAACACCACCACCAAAUUAUGCUUUACGUGGUCUACGGCAUGAACGUUUUGUAGGACGCGGACAAAGACAGAAGGAACCGCGACCAAUGUUCGUAGUAAACAGAGUACCUGGAUUCGCAGCACAAAUGCGUAGAGAAAGUAAUGCCACACCUUCUGCUGGAUUUGCAUCGUCUACUCCCAAACGUAGUGAUAAUAAUUCAACCGAGAAAAGUCAGGAGAAUGGUUUACGAUCUCGAGAUAAUUCACCGAAAAUGCCGAGGCCGCGGAGUGAAGAAAUUCCUUUGGAAGACAUGCGUAUUCGGAAAGCAACUUUAACGUCUACUGGAUUGAGCAUAUCACACGUGUGUCCAGAAAAGAAAGAAGGUCCAGUUUCUACUUGUUCAACCAAUGGCGAACCCUCAACUGUGAUCAGAAAACAUUCUGAAGAGACAUCGUUUACCUGCCCGAAAGAAGUGAAACCACGUAGAAAGGGUCAAGUGGAAACAGUAUGAUUGUGAGAAUUAAAUAAAAGAAAAACAAAACAUAAAACACAGUUUCAAUUAAACUUUUUUUCAAGAAUUUAAGGAAGAAAUGGAAAUGUACAUGGAAUCUUAAUUUAAUGAAAGAAAUCCUUGUUCUGUGUAAUAAAAAGUUUUACUAUAGAUACUUUCUAAAUAAUAACAUGAAGGAGUUCCCAUAUUUGAUCGUUCAUUUAAUGGAACUCUUGGGGAUAAUGUUGUAAAAAAAGACAAGGUAAUGUGAAUUCAUUAAAAGGUCGACUAUUAAUGAAACUAUUUUCAGUUCCUUUCUACUGUAUAAGUAUCUGUAUAUACAUUUUCAUCCCAGCAUAUAUAUAUAUAUGCGUGAGUGAAGUAGAAGUUGACCUUUUCUGUUUAAAUAUUAUAACUUGCCACUAGCGAUUCUCCAACUAAGUCUUAUAUUUAAUGUAUGUACAUAUUACUGCUUGAAAUUUCUAUAAAUUAAAAUAAAUACCAACAAAACCAUUUUUUUUUCUUUCUAUAUAU
This is a messenger RNA of Nomia melanderi (Alkali bee), 3961 nucleotides long. RefSeq names its product C-type lectin domain containing ema (gene ema). Gene Ontology annotation, cellular component: Golgi apparatus; late endosome. Lineage: Eukaryota; Metazoa; Arthropoda; Insecta; Hymenoptera; Halictidae. The record is from RefSeq and is a predicted model, not a curated record. Gene Ontology annotation, biological process: endosomal transport; vacuolar transport; regulation of autophagosome maturation.